Molecule: messenger RNA, 1896 nt
Organism: Diaporthe amygdali
Lineage: Eukaryota; Fungi; Ascomycota; Sordariomycetes; Diaporthales; Diaporthaceae
Product: glutaminyl-trna synthetase
Exons: 4
Coding region: 1-1896 (631 amino acids)
Biological process (GO): translation; glutaminyl-tRNA aminoacylation
Cellular component (GO): cytoplasm; cytosol
Molecular function (GO): ATP binding; glutamine-tRNA ligase activity
Source: RefSeq, a predicted model, not a curated record
AUGGCGGACAAAGUUGAGAACGCCAAUGCCGCCCUGGCAAAGCUCCAGCUGGACGAGGAGACAGGAGAAAUGGUUUCCAAGGGGGAGCUGAAGAAGAGAAUGCAGAAGAGAGCAAAGAAGGCUGCCAAGGAGGCCAGUGCAAAGGAUGCGCCCCCAACAGAGAAAAAGGCACCGCCAAAGCCUAAGGAGAAGCAGGAGGAAGUCAUCGACACAGAUGCCAUGUUCAAGCAGGGUUUCCUGGCCGAAGUCUUCAAAGAGAGGACUAUGAAGCCCGUCUUCACUCGGUUUCCCCCUGAACCAAAUGGAUUCCUCCAUAUUGGUCACGCAAAAGCUAUCGCAGUCAACUUUGGCUUCGCCAGGUUUCAUGAUGGCCAGUGCUACCUGAGAUAUGACGAUACCAACCCCGAAGCGGAAGAGGAGAUCUACUUCACUGCCAUCCUGGACACUAUCAAGUGGCUUGGUUUCAAACCCUACAAAAUUACAUACUCAAGCGACAACUUCCAGAAGCUGUACGAUCUCGCAGAGAAGCUGAUAGGGCUUGACAAGGCAUAUGUGUGCCACUGUGACGACGCGGAAAUCAAGCUGCAGCGCGGAGGCGAAAAAGGCGAGAGUCCCCGAUAUAGAUGCAAACAUGCCGAGCAGUCGGUGGAAGAAAAUCUGCAGAAAUUCAGAGAUAUGAGGGACGGCAAAUACAAGCCUAGGGAAGCGUUCCUCCGCAUGAAACAGGACAUAACAGACGGCAACCCUCAGAUGUGGGAUCUUGCUGCCUACCGCGUCCUGGAUAAGCCUCAUCAUCGCACAGGAGAUGCCUGGAAGAUCUAUCCAACCUACGAUUUCACCCACUGUCUUUGCGAUUCGUUCGAGGGGAUCACUCACUCACUGUGUACAACCGAAUUCAUCCUCAGCAGAGUCAGCUACGAGUGGCUGAACAAGACUCUUGGAGUCUACGAGCCCAUGCAGCGCGAGUACGGACGUCUUUCACUAAGUGGCACGGUUCUGUCGAAGCGAAAGAUUCUGAAGCUGGUAGAGGACAAGAUCGUUCGAGGUUGGGACGAUCCGAGAUUGUACACAUUGAUGGCGAUCAAGCGGAGAGGCGUGCCGCCCGGCGCGAUCCUCGAAUUUGUCAACGAGCUUGGCGUCACGACCAACGCUACUGUCAUCCAGAUCGUCCGAUUUGAGCAGUCUAUCCGAAAGUACCUUGAGCGAACAGUACCGCGGCUGAUGUUGAUCUUGGACCCCAUCCCCGUCGUAAUUGAGGAUAUUGGGGAUGAGGAAAACAAGGAGCUCGUGCUGCCUUUCUCGCCCAAGAAUCCCAAGAUGGGCAGUCACAACGUCAAGCUUACCAAGACGGUCUACAUUGACCGUUCCGACUUCCGCGAGGUUGACGACCCCAGCUAUUUCCGUCUGGCGCCCGGCAAGACCGUUGGCUUGCUCCAGGUUCCUUACCCCAUCAAGGCAACAUCUUUCACCAAGGACGAUGCGACUGGCAAGGUGACAGAGGUGCGUGCUGUGUUUGACCGCGAGGCGAAGAAACCGAAGACGUAUAUCCAGUGGGUCGGCACGGACGGCUCUCGCCGGUGUGAAGUGCGCAUGCACAACCAGCUUUUCAAGAGCGAUAACCCAAGCGCCGUUGAGGGUGGCUUUUUGAACGAUCUCAACCCCGAGAGUGAGGUUAUAUACCCCGAUGCUAUCAUCGAGUCCGGCAUAGACGAGGUCAAGCGGCGGGCGCCUUGGCCCGAGGCGGCAGGCGAGAGCGAGCUGGGCAAGGGAGGACCGGAGUCCGUCCGGUUCCAGGGAAUGAGAGUUGCCUAUUUUGCUAUGGACAUUGACAGCACCGAUGACAAGAUCGUCCUCAACAGAAUUGUGUCGUUGAAGGAAGAUGCAGGCAAGAAUUAA